Messenger RNA from Aspergillus nomiae NRRL 13137, 1560 nucleotides. RefSeq lists its product as uncharacterized. Gene Ontology annotation, cellular component: membrane. Bases 1 to 1560 code for a protein of 519 amino acids. Gene Ontology annotation, biological process: transmembrane transport; carbohydrate transport. Gene Ontology annotation, molecular function: carbohydrate:proton symporter activity. The transcript has 4 exons. The record is from RefSeq and is a predicted model, not a curated record. NCBI's taxonomy places the organism in Eukaryota, Fungi, Ascomycota, Eurotiomycetes, Eurotiales, Aspergillaceae.
AUGGCGAAGCGUGCGUUCCUUGGGUUGAGAGGCACUCGCCUGACCACCAUGAUCAUCUUGGUUGCUGGCGCUGAAUUUCUCCUUUUUGGCUAUGACCAAGGGGUAGUUGGGGGAAUUCUGAAUUUACCUUCAUUUACGAACACCUUCCCUACCCUCUGCACUACUGCAUCCUGUCUUGAAGGGAUGACAUUUGCAGAGAAAGACACCCGAUCCACUACUCAAGGCAUUGUCGUUGCUUGUUAUAACUUGGGUUGUCUUGCUGGCGCCUUAUCCACGUUUAAGCUCGGCAACCGCUUCGGGCGACGGAGGCCUAUCUUUCUGGGAUGCCUAAUUGUGUCCAUUGGUGCGAUACUGCAAGCAUCUGCAUCGACUCUCGUACAGUUUAUUAUCGGCCGGGUCAUAUGUGGGCUAGGGACCGGGCUGAACACUGCAACUGUGCCUGUUUGGCAAGCCGAGUGUACCAAGCCACACCAGAGAGGACCGAUCAUGGCAAUCGGAACCUCACUUGUGCCGGCGGGGGUCAUGGUCAGCUACUGGGUCGACUUUGGUCUUUCCUACGCAGAGCCAAGCCCGGCUGCAUGGCGAUUCCCCAUCGCAUUGCAGUUGGUGUUGGUACUCAAGGGCCAACGAGAGGAAGCUGCAGAAGUUCUCGGUGCUCUAUACGACCUCCCAGAUCGAGACGAGGCUAUAUUGCAGAACCUGAACGCUAUUGAUGCUACGAUCGAAGCCGAAGCUUCCACAUAUUGGCUCGCAGUCUUUCGGGAAGGGCCUACGAGGGCGCGUACUCAAACCCUCAUGGCGAUCAGUAUUCAGAUUAUGAGCCAAUUUUCUGGGAUUAACGUUAUUACAUUCUAUGCGACGCCAAUCUUUCAAAACGAAAUCGGCUUGACACCAUUUGUCUCCCGGGUUCUCUCCGGAUGCCCGGGCACCGCUGGAUUUAUCGCCGCAAUGGGGUCGAUUCCCUUGAUCAAGUAUGUCGGUCGGCGACAUGUCAUGCUACUGAAUCUCGGGGGCAUGGGCAUGUCAAUGAUCGCACUUGCAGUGACCGAGAAAAUUAGGGACUACACCUCAGGUAUUGUUGCUGCUGUCUUUGUCCUCAUAUUCAUGAUAUCUUUCGGGCUUGGAUUUGCGCAGAUCCCCUGGAUCUACCCUGCGGAAAUCACACCUCUAGCAACCUGUGUGCAAGCCAAUGCUCUGUCUACAGCGACCAACUGGACUUCUGUCUUCAUAGUCGUCAUGAUUACCCCAAUCGCCUUGAACAAUAUAGGCUGGCGAACAUACCUGAUCUUUGCGUGUUGUAGCGCGUUUUUCAUGGUCAUAGCUUACUGUUGCUUUCCGGAGACAAGGAAUCGCUCCCUGGAAGAAAUUGAGCUUAUUUUCAGCGAGUCAUCCGGUCUCUUUGGAGCCGUCAAACAAGCUAGGCUCACACGGCGUCAAUUUGACAAGAAAGGCGAACCGAUCAAAAAUGUGGUAGCUACUCUGAACAUAUCGAAAACGCAUGAAGAUAGCGGCAGAACAAACGAUCUUUCGCGGUGGGGCUUUAUGUGGAAGGGCGCUUGA